CAAUAAUUGACGCUUUUACGUGUUCAAAGUGAUAUUUGCAUUUCACACUGACCAGUGUAUAGCAAUUUUAACACUUAUUGAUUAUUGAAAACUAGUGCUUUUUCACUUGUGUGACCUUAAUUUUUCUUGAAGUGUGAUUGACCAGUUUUGAUCGUAUUCUUUUUGUAGUUAGACGCACUGUACGCUGAAGUUUCUUUAGCUAAACAGGAUGCAGCGUUGUGGCGGGAAGCGUUUUCCUUUUAUUUUUUCAGGUGCCCAAGACAGGAAAAAAGUGAACCUUAUUGCUGGGGACUCCAAUGUUCAUCGGAUUAAGGAUAUUCUUCCUGGCGAUAUAGCUGUCAAAUGCCUGCCAAUCUCUGGUGCCAAAUUUUCUGGUGAUCAUCGGGGUUUUCGCCAUGCAUUGUUGAGAGACCUGAGGGAGAUGGAUGUUCAACAGCUGUAUAUUCAUCUAGGCUCCAAUGACAUUCUUACGAAUGAAGCGGUGUUUUACCGAGAUGUUGCUGACUUGUGUGAUGUGGUCCAUCAGGUCAGUCCAGACACCGAGGUUGUCUUGUGCGAAGUGCUUCCUCGGUGUGCAGAUUACAGACAAGGUUGUUGGAUACCAGAAGGACGUCUGACUGCCAUGCAGAAAUGGAUUAAACGAGCCAACUCACUACUGUCGUAG
This is a messenger RNA of Dreissena polymorpha, 664 nucleotides long. RefSeq lists its product as uncharacterized. The transcript has 4 exons. The record is from RefSeq and is a predicted model, not a curated record. Bases 209 to 664 code for a protein of 151 amino acids. NCBI's taxonomy places the organism in Eukaryota, Metazoa, Mollusca, Bivalvia, Myida, Dreissenidae.